Molecule: messenger RNA, 3365 nt
Organism: Cylicocyclus nassatus
Lineage: Eukaryota; Metazoa; Nematoda; Chromadorea; Rhabditida; Strongylidae
Source: the annotation of a GenBank genome assembly
CCUGCUUUAAUCGCGGGCGUCAAUGCCGUGUCCGUGCCUCUCGUUUUAUCUUUCACAACCUGCUCUAUUCAAUUGAAAUUCAAAAAUAAGUUUGUAUGGAGUAUGAACAGAGAGUCGGAUGACGAUUUCCGCUCGCCUAGGCCAACGAUUCCGUUCCCAGCAGCUCCCAGACGUCCUGAAAAGAAGGGAAGUGUCCAGUCAAUUCCAGUUCUACCAGUAUCAUCCUCCGCUUCUUCAUUUGACAUCAAGGAGCCGGGGCCUUCGACGACUGCAGAUGCUUGUACUAUUUGCUCGAAGAAUCUCGCACAUCUGAAUGACCUCAGAAAGAUUGCACACGUAAACAAAUGUCUGGAUGCUCAAGAGUCAAACUCCAACCACGCUAAGGCUACUGAAAAAUGGAGUAAUACCAUUGAUUGUCCAUUGUGUGGAGAGCCGCAGCCACCUGGUCCACAUCGAGCAGCUCAUGCCAAGCGCUGUGGCAAAAUACACAAGAUUGCACCAAAAGAGCUGUUGAGACUGAUGGAAACGCAAAGUCGGGUCACUGAAGUCAAAAAGAGAUCAAGUAUAAUCCACACAAAAGCACCCGUUCCUGUGAAGAAGGAGGUUAUUCCAUUAAAACUCCAAGGUGCACCUAAUUCAGUUUUUGAUGAGAGUGUCCAACUGGCUAAAGCGCUUUCCGCAAGUAUAAGUGAAGAUGCGCCCCACGUGGAAGCACAGCCUACUCAAGAGUUUACCAGAAUACCUGAUCCCAAUGAGAAAAGACGAAAAAGACCGCGAUCGUACGCCAUUGUCGAACUAGCUCCCCGAUCAUGCAAAUGUGAGGUUAUACAAAAGGUCCAUGAACGAUUUGUUGAAGCCUUUAAGGUUCGAAAAGUUAACGGUGAAAAGGAGUCCCACUCAGACAUAUGCAAACAAAACUCUAGUCGGACUAGCGUCUUCAUGCAACGUCAAGCACGCUUACUGGAAAAGCUCGAGCGCCUAGAGCGAUUAUCUGAGGAUUUGAGUGUUUUGGCUGGCAGUGAUAUUGCUUCGGAUGUGGAAAUUCUUUGCGAAGACGGGAAUUUGAAAGCACAUCGGUCUUUGCUUCGUGCUAGGACUUCCUUGCUUAAUGGUAACGACUCUCAAGCUGGUACUCCAAGUAUUGAGAUAAAAGAAAGUCGUAAGAUUGUUGCUUGCUGGUUGCAAUACGCUUAUUCUGGCAAGAUUGAAUGGCUGAGCGAAGACACGGAUAAGAUCCGAAGAUUGGCGGAGCGGUUCGGACCGGAUGAUCUCGUGCCACUUUGCGCUCGUAUGAAGCCGUCAGGGUCCGUUGACGAGUUAGCUAACGAAGCAUCUGUUGCAAACGAGCCCACUUCGUCGCUUGGUCCGGCCGCUAAGGUUGAAGCAGGAUCUCAUGAGUCUGUCUCUCAUACUGUGUCAUCAACUCCUAGUCCUGAAUCUGAUGUGGUGGUAACUCCUAGUCCUGAAUCUGAUGUGGUGGUCCCAGAAGCUCUGAGGGUCAACCUCGAAGAACCUGGAACAAGUAGAGAAAAAGAGGAUAAUUCUAUAGAUACUGAAGAUCCGCUACAGGGUAUUAAUUUAGCCGACAGCAGCGUCAAUUCCUCUGCCGACGUGGAGUGCAUUACCAUAGAGGACAGCGAUGUUUCGGGAAGCAAAGGGAUUCAGGGCGCUGAGGACAAUAUUGCGGAAGACAUGCAAGAAGAGAGCACUACGUCAAGACCGAAAGAAGGGAACUGCACCGAUUCAUCUCAUCGGAGUGAUGUUGAAGCAAUGCAAAUAACGUUAUUCGAUAUGCCAGAAGAUUUCAACAACUCCUCGGUGCCUUCACGUACUAACAAAAGUCCUGAUUUAUUUGAUGAAAGGAGCAAAGCUGCAGAAGAUGUUGUGGAAGAUUUCUCUUGGAACUACACUCCUCUUCGCACUACCAUCAGUAAAUCUCGACGCUGUUCAUUAGCUACGUCGGGCGACCAACAACUGAUUUCUCCUCAGCAAAUGAACGCUAUAACCGCAAGUGAAGGGAAGAGGGCGAGUGCUUCUGAUGACCUAAACCAUGGACACGGCGCUUACGAGGAUGAAUACUUCAACUAUCAGGACCCGUGUUUAGAGGACGCGUGGUACGAGCCAGUUGAGAUGAGCCAGCUUUCUUUAUCACAGUCAGUCGAGGAACCCGCUGAGAACCCACUUCCUUCGCAUAUGGAGAAGGCUUCAGCUAGACGAGGCAGAAAAAUUUCGGUAAAAGAAUCUUCGUUUGGCGCUCCACGUCCGGUAACUCCGUUACAAAGUAUGGAAGGUCAAGAAACGAAUGAAAAUUCUUUCACCGUAAAUAGAGAUGCCCCGAUUGUCCCACCGGUGGCUCAUUCAACACCUGCUGAGCCAACUAAGAAAAAAGCGAGGUUUGGUUCGAAUGUGAAGGUGCUAAAAACAUCGGGUAUUACGCCUAUGCCGUGUUAUGAAGGCAUGACUGAUGAAGAGCUGAAGCGCGAGUUGUCCAAAUUUGGCUUGAAGCCUAUGGGUAGGAAACGUGCAGUCAAUAUGCUUAGGCGCAUUUAUGAUGAAGUGCAUCCAGUGAUCGACCCUUGCACUCCAACAGCUCGGCCUUUAUCCGUGGAGAAAACGGCUUCAGCUUCUCCUCAGAAAGGUGUAAAAAAGGCCAGAGCUAGGGGUAAGGCUUUGACUAGCAUAUCUGAAGAUGCUGCGGCAGUAAGUAUGCCAACGUCUUCCACAAGUAAUGCGCCACAGGAAGAAGAUCCAUUAGACGAGGAUUUUAUGGAUCUUGGUGAUAAAACCUUGAAUGAACCUCGCGAUGAACCACCAGAAGAAAGCAUGAUCGAUGAUACGGGAAUUUUGCCGAAGGAUCUCGAGGGUAUGACUCAAAUAUUCUUGGCAUGGUUACGUCGGCCUGAAAACGAUCAUCUAUACAAUCACAUGCUGUCUCUGCAACCAGUACUAAUCGACGAGUUGCAUUUGCGCAUGUCUCGAGCUGACUCAGCUGUUUGCGGAAUUCCUAAGAAAGCGCUGGCGAAUGUUCUGGACCGCCUAAGUAUCACAUUCUCACUUCCCCAACCACCCGGUGGGCGAAGAGGAAUGAACAAAACGAACAGAAAAAGAAAAUAGCUUUCAUUGCACUGUUCAGACUGCACUUGCUUCAAUCCACUUCAAUAUCUAUACAAAUCUCUGCCAAACACUACCUCACUUCUCCUACAACUCAAUUUGACUGUUUAUUUCUCUACCUGCUCCUUGUUUUCACAUAGGAAUCUCACAAGAGCUGCACUAUUCACAUUGUUUUUACUCCAGUGCUUGUUAUAAUCAUCGGGUGGUAGAUCGCCUUUUUAUUGUGUGCUAGCAAAUAAAAGCCAAAUAUAAGU